Truncatella angustata is the source of this 1072-nucleotide messenger RNA. Its product is annotated as Ctr copper transporter family-domain-containing protein. The record is from RefSeq and is a predicted model, not a curated record. The coding region runs from base 189 to 605 and encodes 138 amino acids. Gene Ontology annotation, molecular function: copper ion transmembrane transporter activity. Gene Ontology annotation, biological process: copper ion transmembrane transport. The transcript has a single exon. Gene Ontology annotation, cellular component: membrane. NCBI's taxonomy places the organism in Eukaryota, Fungi, Ascomycota, Sordariomycetes, Amphisphaeriales, Sporocadaceae.
GGUUGUACAAAACUUUAAAUCUUCAAAAUCAUGCUCUGCAUGUUUCAUCAAGUGUUUUCCGAACGCUCUAUUAGACCAACCUUUUCCCGCUCCUGUUUACAAAAUAUCAUUGCAACUUCCCCUUACGCCAAGUACAUAUUCCGUAACCUCAACACAGCCUGGCCAUCAUCAACUAGGCAUAAAAUAAGAUGGACUCAGCAAAUAGUGUAGUUCCAUUUGCCCAGCAUCAUAACCAUGGCAGUUCUGCAGACCACACCAGCUACGCUGAUCAUGAUGGGCAUGCUGGCAACUGCAAAACUGAAAUGCUCUGGAACUGGAACACAAUUGACUCUUGCUUCCUGACCUCCUCCUGGCGUAUUACGUCGACUGCCAUGUUUGCAGGAUCAUGCAUCGGCGUAUUCCUGCUUGCAAUUAUCGCCGUACUGCUACGCCGCCUGACGACCGAGUACGAUGCCUUCCUCGUUCGCAGGACGACUGCUACCAAUGAUGAGAAGGAUGGCGCCGUCGCGGCAGCUUCUGCUAUGCGACCGACCGUAAUGCAGCAACUCGUCCGAUCGGUCAUCUUUGCUGCGCACGGUUUCUUGAGUUAUGUUUUGAUGCUGUAAGUUUUAUUGUGUGACCAUCGUGGGUCCGCGUCUAAUACCUUCCUGGAAUAGUUAUGCUAAACGCGGACAGGCUCGCCAUGUAUCUCAACGGCUACAUCAUCAUUUCGCUUAUCGCUGGCUUCUUUGUCGGCUUCUUUGCAUGCGAAUGGCGAAGCGUUGGACAUCCGACAACGGCCAAGGCGCAGUACUUGUCUGGAAAAUGCUAGGCCUCAGUGUUUCAGAUGUCAGUUCCUGGUUCCCUUAUGGCAGAUUUGACGCAGUCGGUGAAGGUCUGUCUGUAUAUCACGCAAGGACAAUAUGGAGAUUGGUACAAUCCAGUUCGAAGGCCAACCCAAAUUGAGUUUAUGCACCUGGAGGAUAUAAAUCAAGAUCUAUGCCUAAUGCCGCCUCUUUGUGAGCAUCGUUCUUCGUCGCUUUCUUCUAUUGUCGUCCUACUCAGAUUGUAUGGAAUACUAAUCAACAAUUGU